AUGGCAACAGAAUUCAAGCAAUUUGAUAUCAUCUCAAUCAAUGAAUUCAACUCCAUCAGUGACCAUCACUAUGUUUCGCGAUCUCUGUCACCAUCAAGUACUGAGGCUAUAAUGGAAGAGUGGAGAAUUUUAGAAAAAGACCUACCUGACUCCAUAUUUGUUAGGGUUUACAAAGGAAGAGUUGAUCUUUUAAGAGCAGUGAUCAUUGGACCAUCUGGUACGCCUUACCACGACGGUUUAUUCUUUUUUGACAUUCAAGUCCCUUCAAAUUACCCUGCAUUGUUGGAGUAUGUGCUUGCAUCACCACCAAAAGUAUUUUCAUGGAAUGACGAUCGGAGCAAAAAACGGAAUCCACCUCAAUCAACUAUACUGCAAGUUUUAGUAUCUAUUCAAGGUCUAGUUCUCAAUGGCGAACCCUUUAUCAAUUUUCCCGGCUUUGAAAGUUUCGCUAAUUCUAGUUCAUGGUUUAAGAAAAGAUCUGUGCAUGAAAAUGUUUUCAUCAAGAAUUGUAAGACAAUGGUGUCUAUUCUUAAGAAACCACCUCAGUCUUUCGAAAAGUUUGUAAGUCAACAUUUUCGUCAUCGCGCCAGUACUAUCUUGGUUGCUUUCAAUGCUUAUAUUAAUGGCCAGGCUGAAAUUGGUGAUCCUAUUACUGUCACUGCUGCGACAGAGAUUACUGCGUCCUUGGCUUCAUUCACAUUUAAGGCAGAGGCCGGAUUUGUAUAUCCAAGGCUUGUAGAUUCAUUCAUAAAGAAUGGUUCGUCUGUGGAGAGUAUUGAAUUACUAGACACUAGUAAGACUAUACGUGAGUAUACGGUUCAUGAACAUAGAAACUGUCAACUUGUUGUGUUGAUGAUUUUUAUAUUGGUCUUUUAUUCAACUAUUUUAGUUAAAAAGUCUCAUGGUGCUGGAGGUCUGCUUUAUAGUUUAUUUGGACUAGAUAUCUUUUUGUUGUUAUUACUUAUACCUUCUCUGCACUUUGAGUUCAAUUGA
Messenger RNA from Papaver somniferum (opium poppy), 993 nucleotides. Its product is annotated as probable ubiquitin-conjugating enzyme E2 25. Lineage: Eukaryota; Viridiplantae; Streptophyta; Magnoliopsida; Ranunculales; Papaveraceae. Gene Ontology annotation, molecular function: ubiquitin conjugating enzyme activity. The record is from RefSeq and is a predicted model, not a curated record. The transcript is spliced from 2 exons. Bases 1 to 993 code for a protein of 330 amino acids.